UUACACUGAUUGUGCAGUGACUGACGUCAGACGAAAUGUCAUUCGCAUCGCUAUACAGCACAGCAGUUGCCUUAUACAGAAUGAUUUCGUUACUUUCUAGAUAAAAGACAAAUAUUUUCUGAAACUUUAACAGAAUGCAGUUGGGAGAACAAGUGUAGCAUUGUAUCCACCAAUAAGGGUUCGAAGUGAUUCACAUAAGAACUUGGUCUGGUUCCCAGAGUUUCUGUGAUUUCCUAAAGUUGUUGUUAUUUUGCUCUUGACGUCAAUGUUUUGCUAUUAGUGUAAGUCAUGUUAUUAAUAACGUAUUGGUAGCCGUCGUCUACAGGAUUACAAAUAGUUUACGACAAACAUACAGUUUUCACAUAUCUUUUGAUUUUGGGUAUAUUAUACCCAUAACGCUCCCCGAUUCAUACUGUUACAAUCCACCAUAAUGUUAUCGUUGUACCUAUAUCUCUGUAUUUUUAGUAGUAUAAGUUUGAAGAGCAUUUAACCACUUGAAUUGAGAAUGGUGUUGUUUACGUCAAUAGUAUUACGCUUCACUUAAAUAUAACUCUUGCCGAUAGUGUGUUGGUGGCGCAUUGGACACCCCUGGUUUAAACACAUUAAAUGUGUGUGUGUUUCUCAUUUUUCCUCAUGUAUUUUUGUAUCCCAAACCUAAAAUGGCCGCCUUUGCGUCACUAGCUAAUCUUGCUUCACACCAUACUUUCACCUUGACAUCUUUACGACAGGUUGGGCCUGUCUCUCUUGACGACAGAACACCGGCUUCUCGCUUUGCGUGUGUUGUUGAAAUAUUCCUCGCGGUGACAGACGAUUUGCGAAGUGGGCUGCGCAUCAAGCAAGCUGCUGCUAGAGAUCCGGGAGCAGGCGGAUAAAGCCUAGUACCAUAACUAGAAAAUGCCCAUAAUCAAAUUGACAACGCAGGCUUACUGCAAAAUGAUGCUUCAUGGGGCAAAAUACCCAUACUGUACAGUCAAUGGGAUAUUGGUGGCAGAAAAGCAAAAGCACAGAGAUUCACAGCAAGAAAUCCUUUUUGUGGACUGUAUCCCUCUUUUUCAUGGCAUUGUAGCACUGGCACCAAUGCUCGAGGUGGCAUUAACGUUGAUCGAUUCCUGGUGCAAAGAAAAUGGUUAUGUCAUAGCUGGAUAUUAUCAAGCCAAUGAACGCUUGAAAGAUGCAAGCCCAAACCAGGUAGCUGAGAAAAUUGCAUCUCGGAUUGCAGAAGGCUUUGGUGACGCUGCUCUCAUAAUGAUGGACAACACUACGUUUUCUGUUGAAUGUAUAAAUCCUUCAAUUCAUGUGUAUGAGCAUCAUGAUAACCGAUGGAAAAUCAGACCCCUGCAUGAAGACUUUUGGGAAGACUGGGGUGAAGCUCAAAGGAUUUCUGCUUCUCUUAUGGACAGCAGGUCCUAUGAGACCCUUGUUGAUUUCGAUAACCAUCUUGAUGAUCUGCGUAAUGACUGGGCAAAUCCAGAUAUCAACAAAUCCAUCCUCCAUCUAUGCUAAGAAUGAAGUGAUCUCGGGCUUGGUUCAUGCUAUGCAAGAACACCUCUGAAUGUAGAAACUGUUGAGAAUUUCUAACGGGACGUGACGAGGCAGCUAAAGAUGGAAAUAUGAUGCAUGAUAAAGAAGGCCACGGAGCCUCUUUGAGGUGUUUGGUUGUUGUUAGUAAGAAACUAAGGCAAGAAGCAUUUUGACGUCUAUUUGCAGCACAGAGAACAGUAAAAUAAUCAGACGAAUACACACUGGUUGACCAUUCAGUUAAUGUUUUGUCUUCUGUUAUCUAUGAUGUCAAGAAGAAUUUCUAAGGAUAUUAUCAGUUUUCUCAAAAUGCAUCAAACGUCUUAACACUGACUAAAUAAUAAUUGAAAUACUGUUGAAUUGUAGUUUUACUUUUCAUGUAAUUUAUAUAGGUUAAAUAUUCACAUUGACCAUGCUUAGACCAAUAUGGCCCAGAGAGAGGUUUAAAACUUUUUUAUAUCACUACAUAAUGAAAACCUUUGAUUGCGUUGUGAUUAACACAAAAUGGCUAAACUUGGUAAGAUUAUAUGUUUUUAUUGAAAUAGGGUAUUAAAUAUUGCAAAUGCCUUUUUUCCCAGUACAAUUUAACAGAAUUCUAUUUUGCAUGGAUUUAAAAAAAAAAAAAAAAAAAAAAGUAGCUUUGCAUUGCUGGUGCAAAACAAGUAUUUGUCAUCUGAAACACUCUUUAUUUUAUUUUUUUGUGUAAGUUCUGUUCAAGUACAUUUGCUGCUUUGUUUAAAGUGUCCCCAAGAAAGUUUGCGUUAUCCUUACUAUUGUUUACCUCUUGUGAUGUUUAUAUCUUUUGUAUGAUCAAUUGCUGUUAAAAAAUUAUUAUAACUCUUGUUUUGUUCUACCAUUUUGUACCCUACAAGAAGCCUUAUACCAAGAAAAUUA
This is a messenger RNA of Bombina bombina (fire-bellied toad), 2412 nucleotides long. RefSeq names its product ER membrane protein complex subunit 8 (gene EMC8). Lineage: Eukaryota; Metazoa; Chordata; Amphibia; Anura; Bombinatoridae. Gene Ontology annotation, cellular component: EMC complex. Bases 895 to 1503 code for a protein of 202 amino acids. The record is from RefSeq and is a predicted model, not a curated record. The transcript is spliced from 6 exons.